Molecule: messenger RNA, 2497 nt
Organism: Aureobasidium pullulans EXF-150
Lineage: Eukaryota; Fungi; Ascomycota; Dothideomycetes; Dothideales; Saccotheciaceae
Product: mitochondrial carrier
Exons: 3
Coding region: 182-2284 (700 amino acids)
Biological process (GO): L-glutamate transmembrane transport; malate-aspartate shuttle; aspartate transmembrane transport
Molecular function (GO): L-aspartate transmembrane transporter activity; calcium ion binding; L-glutamate transmembrane transporter activity
Source: RefSeq, a predicted model, not a curated record
CUCCACCUCACUUUCCUGCCCGUUCCCGUUGCUCGUAAUUCGGAUCGCUGUCUCGACCGUGCGUUUCGUCCCCCGGAUCCUUCUUUAGGAGUGACGCCGAAUUCGCUGCCCGCACUCCAGCUGUCAUCCAUCGUCCGUCGUGUACCAGAGUGUAUUGAUUGCCAUAUCACAUCUUCCAGUCAUGGCCUCCACCACCACGACCAUCAAGGAGACGGUCAAGGAGACGCUGCUUGGUGUUGAAGAUGAGCCGCAGCUCUCCAACCAGACGCGUGCUGAGUUUAUGCAAUAUGCUAAGAAUGACGCCGAGUCCGGUGACUUCUACAUGGACGAAGAGGACUUUGUCAAUGCCAUUGCUCCCGAGUCUGAAGACUACCACAAGAUCAAGCGUUCGCAAUAUGCCGUCCUCUUCUCCAUCGCCGACCGCCGCAAGACUGGUCGCGUUACCCUCUCCGACUGGGCUACCUUCAACAACCUCCUAGCAAAGCCCGAUGCCGAGUACGAAAUCGCUUUCCGUCUCUUCUGCGACCCCAACACUGGUGUAGUCGACUUCAACUCCUUCAAGGAAGCUUACGCUCGCAACCGCUCUCCCGAAAACAUUCCCUUUGACUGGAACUCGACAUGGGCCUCGCUGUACGUUGGCGACCGCAAGAACAGGCAUAGCAUGACCUACCCGCAGUUUGCCCAGAUGCUUCGCGGUCUUCAAGGAGAAAGGAUCAGGCAAGCCUUCCACCACUUCGACAAGAACGGUGAUGGCUACAUUGACCCCGAGGAGUUUGAGCGCAUCAUCCGUGAAACUGCCUCGCACAAGCUGUCCGACCACCUUCUCUCCAACCUCCAGACCCUCUGCAACAUCUCACCUGGCAGCCACAUCUCCUACGCCAACGUGCGCGCUUUCCAAAACAUCAUCCGUGACAUGGACCUUGUCGAACUCGUCAUUCGCAAUGCUGUUGGAAAGACCGACGACGGCAAGAUCACUCGUACCGACUUCUUGAACGAGGCCGCUCGUAUCACUCGCUUCUCCUUGUUCACCCCCAUGGAGGCCGAUAUUCUCUUCCACUUUGCCAGUCUGGACCAGCCCUCAGGCCGCCUCGGAGUCUCGGACUUUGCACGCGUUCUUGAUGCUUCAUGGGCAUCUCACCACACAGUCUACGGCGCCGCUACUGGUGCUGCUGCCGACACCGCCGCUGCAGUCGUUUCGAAGUCAAAAUCUUUCCUGCACGAUGUCCUCGUGUCCGCACAUCACUUCGCUCUUGGUUCGAUCGCUGGUGCCUUUGGUGCCUUCAUGGUCUACCCUAUUGAUUUGGUCAAGACCCGCAUGCAGAACCAGAGAAAGGCUCGUGUUGGUCAGCUUCUUUACAAGAACUCGAUCGAUUGUUUCUCAAAGGUCAUCCGCAACGAAGGCGUCAGAGGUUUGUACUCGGGAGUUCUGCCCCAGCUUGUUGGUGUGGCCCCCGAGAAGGCUAUCAAGUUGACCGUCAACGAUUUGGUAAGAGGAAAGGCCUCGGACCCCACAACCGGUGACAUCAAGCUACCCUGGGAAAUCAUUGCUGGUGGUACUGCUGGUGCUUGUCAGGUCAUCUUCACAAACCCUCUUGAGAUUGUCAAGAUUCGUCUGCAGAUUCAGGGCGAGGUUGCCAAGUCACAAAAGGCUGUUGAGAAAAGAAGUGCCAUGUGGAUCGUGCGUAACCUUGGUCUGGUCGGUCUCUACAAGGGUGCCAGCGCCUGUUUGUUGCGUGAUGUUCCCUUCUCCGCCAUUUACUUCCCCACCUACAACCAUCUCAAGAAGGACUACUUCGGCGAGGGUCCCAACAAGAAGCUCGGUAUCUUGCAACUUUUGUCUGCUGGUGCUAUUGCUGGUAUGCCUGCUGCUUACCUGACCACCCCUUGCGAUGUCAUCAAGACCCGUCUGCAAGUAGAAGCCCGCAAGGGUGAGACUCAGUACACAUCACUCCGUCACUGCGCCAAGACUAUCAUGCAGGAGGAAGGUUUCCGUGCUUUCUUCAAGGGAGGUCCCGCUCGUAUCCUUCGUUCUUCGCCUCAAUUCGGUUUCACUCUCGCUGGUUACGAGCUUCUACAAGGCCUUCUUCCUCUUCCUGGUGAGGAACAUGAGCUUGGUCCCCGUGGUAGCCUCGAGCCUGCAACCGGUUUGCAGGAGGCAAAGGCACCACUUCCUUACCUGAGAAGUAGAAACGCCCUCAAGAUCAUUCUGGACCUCGACGUCGGUUUCGGCAGCCCGAAGGUGCCUGAGGGUCAGAAGUUCACCGGCAUCCCUGGAUUCCGUUGAUCUUUUCCCAGAUAAGAUGACCUUGACGGUCGAUACAUUAGAUUCCUUGUCAUCAUAGGUGUGUCCCUCGUUCUUGUUCGGUAGGCAGGACAUCUGGAGAAGCAGACAGAAAAGCGUGCGUUUUGCAUAGCGUGCGAGGCGUCAAGGCUGGAUCAUGUUUGGAUCUAGUGGUGGCAGUUGUUCUAUACAGCAAAUGUACGAUAUUUUCAAUAG